Messenger RNA from Parnassius apollo (apollo), 507 nucleotides. NCBI's taxonomy places the organism in Eukaryota, Metazoa, Arthropoda, Insecta, Lepidoptera, Papilionidae. The record is from the annotation of a GenBank genome assembly.
UUGGCUUUGGUUCCACGAGAGCAUGCCCCUUCCGAUGCUAGUGAGAAUUCAGAUUCUGAACCUGAAAAUGUUUAUGUAAGGCCUCAGAAUGAUUUUGACUCUAACACCUCUCCUGCACAUUCUCAUCAUGAGUUUGACUGUGAAUCCUCUUCUGCACCAUCCAUUGCAUCUUCGCUUGAAAAUCUUAACCUCGAUUCCUCAUUUGAUGACAACCCUGUUGAUACCCAAUAUGAACCAGAAGAAGAAGCAUUAUUAGAUACAGUUCCAUUAACACCAAUCCUGCAAGAAAUACGACAAUAUAACUACGAGAAUAUUCCAUCUAACAUUCCCUCGCUUCCAUCUAACAUUCCUUCUGUAUCUUCAAUACCAGCCACAUCUAUUACUCCACGAUUAUCUAGAAAAACAAGAUCAAAACAACCAACUGCAUCAGCUGCAAAAAAGGGCAAAACGAAUAAAGAAGAAAGUGCAAUUGACGUAUACUUGGAAAAAAGCGCAAUUUCGCCAUAG